AUGAACAUUGACAAAGAUGGUAGCUCAACUGAGCCUACAUGUACCAGGCAGGAUUCUACGGUGAACCUUUCCACUGCUGAUGCCCUGUCCCUUUUUAGCUCUAGGCUGGAUAUCGCACUGAGUUCUCACCGUUCCCUCAUUUCGUCCGACAUUGACAAAAAACUUCAAAGUCAGGAGAAACUUUUGGCAGCGAAUAAGUCAGACUUUAAAUUUAAAUUUGAAGGGAACCGUAAACAGUUUGUCUUUAACUCUGAGAUAAGACUGGACAUUUCCAAAGCUAUUCAAGCUAUUAAAGACGAUAAUAGCGAAUUAGCAGAGUCGACGCUCACGAUCUGUCUCGCUCAUUUAGACGAGAGGAAUAAGAUUGUUAAGAUAGCGGACCGUCAUGGUUGGGACACGGUUGCUGAGUACGAAGAUGACCCUAUUUGUGACGACGCUGAUGAUUCUUCUAAGUUGCGUCAGGCUGAGGCCAGAGCACAGAGGAAACGGAAGGCAAAAUCUGCUAGCCGUAAUACGAAUAAGCCGUAUGAACGUCCAGGUCUUGGGCGGGGAAGCGGAGGCAACACGGGGAACGUCGAUCUUUUUCGAGGCUUUCAAAGUACUGGAGAAAUGGGAGAGUUCCCUUUCUACGCCCAAAGAGGAGCGGUUAACGGAAGUAUGCCUGGAGCGCCCGGGGGUUUCCAUCCCUCCUCAGCAGGACCGGUCAACAAACAAAACUCGACCUGUUUCUACUGCUACGGGGCCGGACACUGGGCCAGCAACUGCCCGAGGAGAGUCAGAACCACCCCAACCCACACCCAGAGUGUCCCCGCAAUCAAACAAUGAAGAUCAGAAGAUGAAGUCACGGUUGGUUGAGAUAUAUUCAUAUUCCAGUGACAGUGUUUUAAGUGUGGCGUUCGGGAAUGUGUAUUGGACUGAUUGAGUGGACUCUGAAGUACAUUCCUGAAUUUCGUCAAGUGCGCGAAUCUUGUGAAACAUGAUAUAUUGCUGUACACGAAUCUCGCAGGCUAUUAAAUUGUAAAAACAAUUGUUUGGUUUAUGUUAUUAUUGCUAAAUAGAUACGAAAUGAUUUAUGUACGGAUGAGGAACGAAG
This is a messenger RNA of Mizuhopecten yessoensis (Yesso scallop), 1093 nucleotides long. RefSeq lists its product as uncharacterized. The transcript is spliced from 2 exons. Gene Ontology annotation, molecular function: zinc ion binding; nucleic acid binding. Lineage: Eukaryota; Metazoa; Mollusca; Bivalvia; Pectinida; Pectinidae. The coding region runs from base 1 to 825 and encodes 274 amino acids. The record is from RefSeq and is a predicted model, not a curated record.